Molecule: messenger RNA, 1161 nt
Organism: Rotaria sordida
Lineage: Eukaryota; Metazoa; Rotifera; Eurotatoria; Philodinida; Philodinidae
Source: the annotation of a GenBank genome assembly
AUGAUGAACGGUAUCAAACACGAUUUAGUUGGUACAGCAUCAACAGCGGCAGCAGCAGCCGCUGCUUAUCAAAAUCCACUACUCUAUGCUCCAACACCAUCAUGGAUGGGUGCAGAAAAUUUUCCAGACAUGAACAGUUUUGGUCUUUAUCCACAUUCUUAUUCAACAAAUUAUGAUAGACAUCAUCAUCAUCAUCAUCAUCAUUCAGCAUCGACAUAUUCAUCAUUAGCUGCAGCAGCAGCUUAUCGUAAUUCAAUGUCACCAUUAAAUAGUGAAUUUAAAAGUGAAAAACUUGAACCAUAUAUACCUAAUACAACACCAUCACAUCAUAGUCCUGUUCAUUGUGUACCAUCAACAUCAUCUAUAAUACCAAUAAAACCUCAAUUAAAUACAAUAAAUGAAGAAAAAAAUUCUUCAAUAUCUACAGCAUCAUCAUCAUCAUCAUCAAAAAUUUUAGAUAAUGAUGAACAACAAACAUUAGUACGUACAUCACCAACACAAAUAAUAACAAAUAAUAAUAAUAAUAAUAAUAAAAGAAUUAAAUCAAAUGAUAUAUCAAAUGUUGGAAAAAAACGUAAACGUAGAAUUUUAUUUACUAAACAACAAAUAGCUACACUUGAACAACGUUUUAAUGCUCAACAUUAUUUAUCAGCACCUGAAAGAGAAUUAUUAGCUAAACAUAUUGGUUUAACAGCUAAUCAAUGUAAAAUAUGGUUUCAAAAUCAUCGUUAUAAACUUAAACGUGCUAAACAAGACAAUCCUUCUAAAACAGCUUCCUCUUAUACAGAUCUUUGUUUUGAUCCAAAUAAUUCUUCACCACCACCACCUUCAACACAACAACCAAUCCGACGUGUACCUGUACCAUUACUUGUACAAGAUGGUAAAUCUCUUUAUGGUCCACCAGCAACAUCAUCAUCUCCAACAUCUUCACCAUAUGGUACAACAUUUAAUGAUGCAACUCUAACAGGUUCUCUAUCAACAACAAAUUCAUCAUCAACGUUUGAUCCAUUAGCAUAUAAUGUUUAUAUGUCAUCUAUUGGUUAUCAUCAUCAUCAUCAAUAUCCAACAGCAAAUGCACAAUUUCAUAAUUCAUAUGAAAAUUGUUUAAGACAACAACAAACUGCUCCAACUUCAGCUUGGCCAUCAAGUGUAUGGCCAUAA